GAGCAAACGGCUACAAGUUUCCAAACAAGCAUCGUAGUUCUCAUAAACAUUCUGUUGGAGUUUGGUAGCUAUCAUACCAUCAGCAAAUUCGUACAUUUAGAGACAUUCUGUAAAAAAUUUAUUUGUAAAGUUACUUAAAAUAUUACAUUAAAACGUCAAGAAAUUUGGAAUGGAACACAAGGACUUAGGCCUAUUUGUUAUUUUGGCUGUCAUUGUCCAAGUGAUGACAAUCCCCGUAGGACAAGGUGCAUCGACGUCCUCCGGGUGCCCACCUGUUAAUCAAACGUGUAACACCAUGCUUAAGGAGUUGGAAUCGGUACGAAUAUUAUUAGAUACAAAAGAGAAAGCAUGUGAUUGUGGUGUAUUGAGCGACGCUCAGAAAGCAAUAGCCGCGAAUAAUCAACUACUACGCAAUAGUGGUACCGAAUGCCCCGAAUUUCCAGCACCUGUAGAUUGUGCGGAGGUCAAACAACGCAACCCAAAAGCAAACAGUGGACCAUAUUACAUCAAACCCAGAGGUUACCACAGUCGGUUCCGUGUUUAUUGCGAUAUGUUUACCGAUGGUGGAGGUUGGACAGUCUUUCAACGCCGUGUGGAUGGUUCAGUUGUCUUUAACAGAACUUGGCAAAACUACAAAGAAGGUUUUGGGACUUCAUUGGGAGAGCAUUGGCUUGGGAACGACUACCUACAUUAUCUGACAAGACAAGGUCUUUACACCCUACGUAUUGAUAUGGAGGACUGGCAUGAUUCUAAAACCUACGCAAAGUACUCAAACUUUAAUAUCGAAGAAGAGGGCGACAACUACCGCUUAGACUUUGGAACUUACCUCAGUGGAACCGCACUAGACAGAUUAACGUAUCAUAAGAAACAGCGAUUUUCUACUUUUGAUCGAGACAAUGACUACAGUUCAUCAGCAAAUUGUGCGGCACUGCACAGUGGCGGAUGGUGGUUUAAGUCCUGCGAUGAAUGUAACCUUAAUGGUAAAUACUAUCAUUCGGACAGAUAUACCGCCAGUCGUGAUAACGGUAUCGAAUGGAAGGGCGGAAGCAGCGCUUCUUCUACCGGUCGCAAUUUUUAUUCGCUGAAAGUAACAGAAAUGAAAGUGCGACCAAUCGCCUACUGAAAUUCUAUACUACUGACGCUGUUAUACAGUUCUGCCGAUGAUAUAUUUAGGCCUAUAAAUGUAGAAUUUAUGUUUCGAGUUUCAUUCAUAUUAUGCCCUCCAGUAGAGUCUGUAAUCAGUAUUGCAACUAGUAACUGUAGCGUACUAGUGGUUUAAUACACCCCAUUCUGGGGCAGUCUCUUUCCAGAUAAUAUGGACUUGAAAUCGAAAUGAUUAUGUAUUAUGUAUAUAUGCGUACACCCUAUCUUCCUGCCUUUUUUCUUUUAAUGCUAUGGUGUGCAUGAAUCAUAAUUUGUUAUUCACAGUCUUCAUCAUCUGUAAUCAUCGUCCAAUGCUAUAUACGUUGAUUUUUUUUUCAUUGAUUGUUGUUAAAAUGUGAAAAUAAAAUUAUGAAUAUU
Molecule: messenger RNA, 1521 nt
Organism: Anneissia japonica
Lineage: Eukaryota; Metazoa; Echinodermata; Crinoidea; Comatulida; Comatulidae
Product: microfibril-associated glycoprotein 4-like
Exons: 2
Coding region: 170-1123 (317 amino acids)
Source: RefSeq, a predicted model, not a curated record